AUGAUUCGCGUAACCGUCCACACCGGCAAGUCCGUCAACACGUACGAGGGCACGCGCUACAUUUCCAUCCUCGCCUCGCAGACGCGCGACCGCUACUACGUCUACACGGGUCACGGCGAUUCGUUCAGUCUGCAGCUCGACAAUGGCUCGGGCGCUCGCUCGGGCAGCGCCACUUGGAUGUCCCCUCGCGACGGUCAGUACUACGCGAGCGCGACGGUGAACGUCUCGGGUAGCGGCAACAACACGUACGUGGACUUCACCCCUCCCACCACUGGAGGCGUCGACAACGACUGGCUCCUGGUGCUCGAGUUUUAG
Messenger RNA from Phytophthora sojae, 315 nucleotides. RefSeq lists its product as hypothetical. The transcript is spliced from 2 exons. The record is from RefSeq and is a predicted model, not a curated record. NCBI's taxonomy places the organism in Eukaryota, Oomycota, Peronosporomycetes, Peronosporales, Peronosporaceae. The coding region runs from base 1 to 315 and encodes 104 amino acids.